Molecule: messenger RNA, 707 nt
Organism: Paramecium octaurelia
Lineage: Eukaryota; Ciliophora; Oligohymenophorea; Peniculida; Parameciidae
Source: the annotation of a GenBank genome assembly
AUGAAUAAUUAUCAUUAUUUAUUCAAGUUCAUUAUUGUGGGAGAAUCAAGUAGUUGUAUUACUUAGGUUAGAUGUUGGAAAGAGUUGUUUAUUGUUGCAAUACACAGAAGGCAGAUUCCAGGUUGGGUAUGAUGCUACCAUAGGGGUUGAAUAUGGAUCUAAGGAAAUAAUCUAUGAUGAUAAACUCAUCAAGUUGUAGCUUUGGGAUACGGUAUAAUUUAAUUCUAUUCAGGCAGGCUAAGAAUCCUUUCGCUCUAUCACUAGAGCAUAUUACAGAGGGUAUUUAAGUGCUAUUUAUAUGUUUAGAUCAAUAGGGUGUUUCUUGGUUUAUGACAUUACGAGGAGAAUAACAUUUGACAGAAUUUAAGCAUGGGUUAAGGAUGUGAGACAAGACACUAAUAACAGAAUCGAGUUCUUGUUGGUGGGCAACAAAUGUGAUUUAAAAGAUCGAAAAGUUAGUUAUGAUGAAGGGAGACAAUUGUCCAUCUAAUUGGGAUGCGAAUUCCAGGAGACAUCAGCCAAAACUGGAGAAAACGUGGAAUUUAUCUUUGAAUCAUUAACUCAGAAAAUAUAUGACAAUAUAAAGUCAAACAAAAUUGAUCCUCAUGAUCCUAAUCAUGGAAUCAAAAUUGGAAGGAUAGGUGAAAACGAAAAGAUCACAGAAAUCCCCAAAUAGAAACAGAAAAGUAUUUGUUGCUGAACAUAUC